Messenger RNA from Diplodia corticola, 804 nucleotides. Its product is annotated as rmi1 protein. Bases 1 to 804 code for a protein of 267 amino acids. Gene Ontology annotation, cellular component: RecQ family helicase-topoisomerase III complex; nuclear body. The record is from RefSeq and is a predicted model, not a curated record. NCBI's taxonomy places the organism in Eukaryota, Fungi, Ascomycota, Dothideomycetes, Botryosphaeriales, Botryosphaeriaceae. Gene Ontology annotation, biological process: resolution of meiotic recombination intermediates; double-strand break repair via homologous recombination. The transcript has a single exon.
AUGCCACCACCACCCACCUCCACCCCCGUCCCCUCCUCCACCCCCACCACUCCCACCACCACCGCCAACCUCACCGCCGACCUGACGCACCACCUCACAACCCGCGGCCUGCCCCCCUCCGCAACCUGGCUCACCACCACCCUCCUCCCCACCCUGCGCGCCCGCCCCACCACCCCGCUCCCCGCCCUCCGCCAAACCGCCCUCUUCCGCCUCCUCGCCACCGACGUCACCACCACGAAUACCACCUCCCCUUCCCCGCUCGCCCACUCCCCCCACUCCAACCGCCUCCCCGCCGACGUCGCCACCGCUGGCGCAGCCGCCGCCGAGCAGCGCAUCCCCGGCCCCGUGGCGCUGCAGGUCCUGGACGUGGAGGACGUGGGGCGCAGCCGGUGGGGGCAGGCGGAGGCGCUGGAGGCGCGGGCGCGGGGGGAGGGGAUGAAGGGGCGGCAGGUGGUGCGGCUGGCUGAUGGGGAGGGGGAUGGGGAUGGGGAGGAAAGGAAUGGUGGUGGCGCUGGUGGUGGCGCUAGGACCGGGCCGCACAAGUUGCUGCUUGUCGAUGCGGCGGGGACGCGCGUGUACGGGUUCGAGCUGGUGCCUGUGCCUGGCGUGGAUGUGGAGCGGAUGGGGAUUGGCGCGAAGUUGGUCUUGAGGAACGCCGUUGUGGCGAGGGGGGUGGUGUUGCUGGAGCCGCGGACGACGACGUGUUUGGGUGGGAAGGUGGAGGCGUUGGAUAAGCCGUGGAGGGAAGGGAGGCUGGCGAGAUUGAAGGAGGCGGCAAGGAUGGAGGAGGGGGAGGGGAGGUGA